Molecule: messenger RNA, 588 nt
Organism: Drosophila suzukii
Lineage: Eukaryota; Metazoa; Arthropoda; Insecta; Diptera; Drosophilidae
Molecular function (GO): chitin binding
Source: RefSeq, a predicted model, not a curated record
GUCGUCCCGCGGAAUGGUAUUUAAGUGGGAAAUGAUUCGGUAUGACAAAUCAGAAGUGAAAUAACUCAGCAACAGCGAGCAACAGGCUGCCAAUCGUUAAUAAAAACGAGAGACAACCAAGAAAUAGCACAAGCACCCCCAAAACCAAAUCAUUGAAGAAAUGGCCACCGCAUCAGCCCAUCUGCCCAUCCAGAAGCGCCAAGCCCACGAGCACAAUGGCGAACCCAGCUGCCGGGGUCUGGACGAGAUGAACCGCAUGUUCAGGAACUACUGGGACCCAACGGCCUACUGGGUGUGCGAGAAGCAGGGCACGCCCGCUCGUCUCCAGCGCUGUCCCAAGUCGCAGCUGUACUCCGAGGAACUGGGUCGCUGCGUCCACUAUGCCGACUGGGCCUGGACGGAUCCCAAGGAGCCGUCAAGCCGAGCCAAGAUCAGCCAAUCGGUGUCCACCAACUAGUUAUGUUAGCCAAUGGCUAGUCCUAAUUUAAUGCUAUUCUAAGACAACCAAACCUCAUUACGCUUAGGUCUAUUUUUACAAAAUACCUUUAUUUUUAAUGAAAAUAAGAAAAAAUCAGUACAAAAUCAAAA